Molecule: messenger RNA, 2856 nt
Organism: Acanthosepion pharaonis
Lineage: Eukaryota; Metazoa; Mollusca; Cephalopoda; Sepiida; Sepiidae
Source: the annotation of a GenBank genome assembly
AUGCCUGGAACCCCUGGAGUUGAUGGGGUUGGUUUGGGCCAAGGGGACAACGUCACUGCUAACCCGAAAAUGGUCCUAGAAGGAGCCAUGUUGAAUAUGGCUGGAAAGGGGAAGGUGGGGAUGUCUGACUUUGAACUUUUAAAGGUUUUAGGAACUGGAGCUUAUGGGAAAGUGUUUCUUGUGAGGAAAGUGAGUGGCUUUGAUUGUGGCAAAUUGUAUGCAAUGAAAGUCCUGAAAAAGGCCAGCAUCGUUCAGAAGAAUAAGACCACAGAACAUACAAAGACUGAACGACAAGUGUUAGAAGCCAUUCGACAGUCUCCCUUUCUGGUCACUUUGCAUUAUGCCUUUCAAACAGAUGCCAAACUUCAUCUCAUUCUUGACUAUGUGAAUGGGGGUGAAAUGUUCACCCACCUCUUCAAUCGAGAGACAUUCACUGAAGCUGAGGUUCGGAUUUACAUUGGUGAGAUUGUCUUGGCUCUUGAAACUUUACACAAGCUGGGCAUCAUCUAUAGAGACAUUAAAUUGGAAAAUAUUCUACUUGACUCUUCUGGACAUAUUGUCCUUACAGAUUUUGGCCUCAGCAAAGAAUUUUUACCUGGUGAUACAAACCAUCGAGCUUAUUCCUAUUGUGGUACAAUGGAGUACAUGGCUCCAGAGGUGGUACGAGGCAGUUCUGCAGGACAUGAUUUUUCUGUGGAUUGGUGGGCCCUUGGUGUGUUAACAUAUGAACUACUGACUGGUGCUUCUCCAUUUACAGUUGAGGGUGAAAGAAACACAUCUAAAGAAAUCUCACAGCGUAUCUUAAAGAAGAAUCCACCAAUUCCUUCGCACUUUUCUAGUGCAGGAAAAUCCUUUAUUGCAGCUUUGUUACACAAGGAUCCCACCAAGCGGCUUGGUUACAAUGGAGCUGGAGAAAUCAAAAAACACAAUUUCUUUGCUAAUUUGAAUUGGGAUAAACUAGCCAGAAAGGAAAUCACUGCUCCUUUACAGCCCAAAAUCAACCAUGAAUUGGACGUGAGUAAUUUUUCUGAAGAAUUUACCAAAAUGGAAGCAGCAGAUUCACCAGCAGUUGUUCCAUUAAAUGGUGAAAAAAUAUUCAAGGGUUAUUCCUAUGUAGCUCCAUCUGUCAUUUUCUCUGACAAUGCAAUUAGUGAUGAUCUCCUCCAGUUGAACUAUGUUAACCAACCAAGAGUCAAAAACAUCACAGCUGCCAGCCAUUUUAAGAAUUCACCAUUUUUUCAAAAUUAUGAACUGGAAGGUGGAAUCUUAGGUGAGGGCAGUUAUUCUGUAUGCAGAUGCUGUGAACACAAAGUAAGCAAAAUGAAAUAUGCUGUUAAAAUUAUUUCUCGUCGUGUUGACCAUACAUCUGAAGUGAAGAUGCUCCGAAUGUGUCAAAAUCAUCCCAACAUAGUGAAACUCAUUGAUGUAUUUCAUGAUGAGCUUCAUACUUAUAUAGUGAUGGAACUUCUCAAAGGAGGGGAACUUUUAGAUCGAAUUAGAAAGAAGAGUAAUUUUACAGAACCUGAGGCUGGUCGCAUCAUGAGGAUGCUUGUUGAAGCUGUGGAUUUUAUGCAUCAGCAAGGAGUUGUUCAUCGUGAUCUUAAACCUGAGAAUAUUCUGUUUGAAGACGAAAGUGAAGAUGCUCAAAUCAAAAUUGUCGACUUUGGUUUUGCCCGACUGAAACCUGAGAACCAACAAUUGCAAACCCCGUGUUUCACUUUGAACUUUGCUGCACCAGAAGUUCUCAGUCAGGCAACUGCCAACAACAAAAAUGGAGGUUAUGAUGAGGCGUGUGACCUUUGGAGUUUGGGGGUCAUUUUGUACACAAUGUUAUCAGGGAAAGCUCCAUUCCAAACAAGGCAUCAGGAUGAGACUCCAGCUGGAAUCAUUAAAAGAAUAAAAGAAGGCGAAUUUGAAUUUACAGGUCAAGAAUGGGAUGCUGUCUCUGCUAGUGCCAAGAAGUUAAUUAGAGGCUUGUUGACAGUUGAUCCCAGAGAACGUUCAACAAUGCAAAGCCUUCUUAAAAACAAAUGGAUUCAGGGUAAUAAUGACCGUGUCUUCUCCCAAACACCCCUUCACACUCCUGGGGUGCUCUACUCGACCAGCAAUGCCUUGCAGCAACAACUUGUACAAACUAUGGAUGCAUUCCACCGAGCAACUCGUGAAGGAUUCCGACUUCAGGAUGUUGCUAAUGCACCACUUGCUCAAAGACGACAACAGAAACGCAACUCAAUGGAUGCUCGCAGUAGUUCCAGUGACAGCACAGCUUCAUCACCUUCAUCAUCAACCAUCACCACGGCUGCCUCUGCCACUGUGUCGUUUCCUCCAGGUGGGGCUGGGGGAAAUGCUGCCGGUGAUACACAAAGCUCCCAGACUGACUUUCCUUUACGUAAUACGUCCAACACUUCAACCAUCUCCAACAUAUCACAGAGUAGCACGGGUUUUGUGCCUAGCAGAUAUCAGGGGAGUAGUAAACAGGCCACUCCUACUUCAUCUUCAUCUCUAACCUCCCUCACCUCACAACAGCCACAACCACAACUCCCCCCAGCUCAGGACUCAUCAUUAUCAUCAUAUUUGCAAACAGAGGAUCAAUUCAGGUCCCAUUUCUAUAAAGAGGGUAUGGCCAAUACUUUAUGGUCACAAACUCCAACUACCGGAGCUCCUUCCCAUAUAAACACUGAGUGUACAGUUGUUGCCUAUAUGGAAGCCCCAUCUGGGAGCAGGGCACAUAAGAGACCCCUUUCUGAUCAGGACAGUUCAGACAAUGACUGUAUUAUUGAAAGCAGCACAUUGUCACACUGGGUAAACCCACCACAAAAGAAACGACCAAGAACUGAAACUAUUGUUAUUGAGUAA